Molecule: messenger RNA, 2586 nt
Organism: Lotus japonicus
Lineage: Eukaryota; Viridiplantae; Streptophyta; Magnoliopsida; Fabales; Fabaceae
Exons: 6
Coding region: 1-2586 (861 amino acids)
Molecular function (GO): protein dimerization activity
Source: RefSeq, a predicted model, not a curated record
AUGGCUGGAAGGGAAGGUUCUGUGUGUGGUGUUGGAAGGGGUUCUGGAGUGGGAAGGGUUUCUAGAGCUGUUGGAAGGGGUUCUGGGUUGUCAAUAGCGGGCUAUAGCGCCGCUAUCGCGGCGCUGCGUGGCGGAGCGGCGGCUGGGCGCGACGCCGGUGGUCGUAGCGGCGCAGGAAUCGCGGCGCGGUGGAUGACUACUCCCAAUGAACAAGCCCAAGACCCAAACUCAGCACCUGCUGCAGCCUUGAUCAAGCCAAAGGGUGAUAAUCUUGACAUAGCAUGGCAGUGGAAUAGUAUGAAGACGGUGGAUAAUAGAAGAUCAGUGAUAUGUGAUUUCUGUGGGUUUUUGUCAAAUGGAGGAAUUACCCGAGCCAAAAGACACCAAAUGGGAAUAGCGGGAGAUGCUAAAAAGUGUCUAAAGUGCCCUGCUGAAGUGAAACUCUUGCUGAAGGAGGCUCUUGAAAAGAAACAAGGGAUAGCUAAUGACUCAAUGUUGAAAGAGAUGCAAGAUGCUCAUGAUGAGAUGGAAGAAGUGCAAGAAAUUUUGAACCUCCAAAGUGGAAAGAGACCUUUACCCCUAGGAUCUCAGGCCUCUUUGCUGAAUUCCAAGAGAGUGAAAGGCCCCUUGGAUCUAAUGUUCUUUAAGGAUCCAACGAUAACUAUGAGGUUGGAAAAAGACAAGAGGCAAACAAGCAUAAUUGAUUCUUGUGAAAAAGAAGCUAGAGCAAGAACCAUUCAAUACAUAGAACGGUUUCUUUGUUCAAAUGAGAUUGCUUUUAAUGUUGUCAAAUCAAAAAGCUUCAAAUUGAUGGUGGAAGCUCUUGGAAAUUAUGGACCUCACCUAAAGCCUCCUAGCUAUCAUGAGUGUAGGGUUCCACUCCUUAAAAAAGAGUUGGAAUACACAAAGGCAUUGUUGAAGAACCAUGAGGAAGAGCGUGUCUUGCACAGAUGUUCCAUUAUGUCGGAUGCUUGGACGGAUAGGAAGAAUAGAACGUUGAUAAAUUUCUUGGUGAAUUGUCCAAAGGGAUCAUUGUUUGUCAAGAGCGUUGAUGGCUCUUCAUUCAUGAAGACGGGGGAGAAAUUGUUUGAGCUCUUGGAUAGCUUUGUCACGGAGAUUGGAGAAAACAAUGUGGUGCAAGUGAUCACGGACAAUGGGAGCAACUAUAAGUUGGCCGGGAAACUUUUAGAGAUAAGAAGGAAGCAUUUGUUUUGGACUCCUUGUGCUGCCCAUUGCAUAGACUUGAUGCUAGAGGACAUUGGGAAGCUUACCAAAGUUCACAAAGCAAUAGAGAGAGGCAUCAGCCUUGUUGGUUUCAUAUACAACCACACAUUGGCUUUGAACACAAUGAGGUUGUUCACAAAGAAGAUGGAGAUGAUUAGGCAUGGGGUUACAUGGUUUGCUACGUCAUUCCUUACUUUGCAGAGAUUGCAUACUCAGAAAGAUAACCUAGAAAAAAUGUUCCGUUCAGAUGAAUGGUUGAAAACAAAUGUAGCUAAAGACCGCAAGGGGAAGAAGGUGGCUUCCAUUUUUUUCAUGUCUUCAUUUUGGAAUGAUGUUCUCUACACACUUAAGGUCAUGGGGCCUCUUGUUCGUGUGCUAAGACAUGUUGAUCAUGAGAAAAAGCCCGCAAUGGGUUACAUUUAUGAGGCUAUUGAUAGAGCAAAGGAGGAAAUUAAAGCUUCUUUCAAUGACAAGGAAGAAAAGUACAAAGAAGUCUUUGAAAUCAUUGAUAGAAGAUGGGAGUGUCAACUCCACCAUCCUUUGCAUGCGGCUGGUCACUUCUUGAACCCCGACAUUUUCUACAAAAAUUCAGCAGCAAUUGAGAUGGAUGCUAAGGUGAUGAGUGGACUUUAUGCUUGCAUAGAGAGGCUAAGUCGAGGUGAAAAGGAACAAGAUCAAAUUAUGGAUGAGCUGGUGAAGUAUAAGAUGGGUGAAGAUCUCUUUGGACUUGGUUUGGCAGUUAGAUCAAGGGAUACACUUUCUCCUGCUACAUGGUGGAGUAACUAUGGAUCAAGAACUCCACAUCUCCAAAAGUUUCCCAUCAAAAUAUUGAGCUUGACUUGUAGCUCAUCGGGAUGUGAGCGUAACUGGAGUGUGUUUGAACAUAUUCAUUCAAAAAAGAGGAGUAAGCUAGAGCAUCAAAAGCUACAAGACUUGGUAUACAUCAAGUAUAACCAAGCUCUUGCUCACCGCUUUGAUUGUCGUGAUGUGAUUGAUCCAAUUCUACUAGAUGAUAUUGAUGGAAGCAAUGAGUGGUUGAUGGGACAAAUGAGAGAUGGUGAAGAUAUUGAAGCUGAAGAUGAUUUGCCAUUUGAGGAUCAUACCUUGAAUGUGGAAAAUGUUGGUAAUGUAGCUGAUGUUAGUGACCCUAUUAUAUACACUAGGAGAAGGGGAAGAGAAGCACCUACACUUGCACCUACACAUGUGGCCUCAAGCUCUAGGGGGAGGGGAAUGGAAGUAGAUGAAGAAUAUUCUGAAGAAGAAAUAGAAAAUGAUGAAGAAGUUCACAUCAAUGUAGAUGAAGUCAUUGAUCUUAAUGGAAGUGAUAAAGAGGAAGACCUCUAUCUAGAGGACGAUGAUUGA